AUGCUUCGUAACCCUGCCAGUCCGCUAACCCGCACACCAGCAGCCUUGGCCGGCGCUCACAGAUGGCGAGAGUCGAUAGGGCGGGUGUUGAUGGCCGCGCUCCCGCCAUUCAACUUUCUCACCCUGCACUAUGUGUACUUUAUCGCCACCUGCUUGACUAGCAGUGUCAUUUUUUAUCUGACCUCGACCCCGUGGAAGAGUGUCCCCUAUGUGGACGCAAUAUUCUUGUGCGUGAGUGCGAUGACCGGAGCGGGCUUGAACACGGUGGACCUCUCGACCCUGAACAGCUUCCAGCAAGCCAUCUUGUUUAUUCUCCUGAUUCUCGGCUCGGCAAUCCUCAUCUCCAGUACCGUACUGAUGGUGCGCAAGCGAGCAUUCGAGGCCCGCUUGAAUCGCGUCUCUGACGAGCGGGAAGCCCCGCACCACGCACCUGCGUUGGAGAUGCAGAGCGAAUCCCCAAAAGCCACGGGGGAUGCGGACUCAUCCGCCCAUGACGUUGAGAAUCACGGCGCCAUGUCGCGGCCCAAGAGUGCCGUCAGCAUCCCAGAGGCUCAUGGUGGCGUCUCCGCCAGUAGUAAUCAGAUUCAAUGGGUGGAUGAUGAUCAGAUCACCAUCGGUGGCACGUCCCGGCAUCGCCAGCAUCGGGUCUUCCCUAUGGCAGGUGUAGGAGCCCGGCCAGACCUCGAUAAUCACCCUCGAAACAUCCCUACCCUGCCUCUGUAUGCCGAUGAUGAAUCUGGGCUCGGGAUCAAAGGGAUCAUCCGCGGCACGCAGAAAUACUUCUCCUCCAAGGGGAAGAUCUCGCGCAACUCUCAGUUCUAUGGUCUGACGUCCGCCGAGAGAGAGAAACUGGGCGGUGUCGAGUACAAGGCCGUCUCCUUCUUGUCGGUGAUCGUCUCGCUGUACUUUGUCCUGUUCCUUCUUCUCGGCGUCAUCGGCGUGGGUGGAUGGCUUCAAGCCAAUCACCCCGAACUUUCACGUGCGAAUGGCCUCUCGCCGUUCUGGACUGGUGCUUUCUUCGCAGUGUCGGCGUUUGUGAAUAGCGGCAUGUCACUCUUGGAUCAGAACAUGGUUGCCUUGCAGCUGAAUGCCUAUCCGCUUAUCACCAUGGGAAUGCUCAUUCUUGCUGGAAACACCCUCUAUCCCUGCUUCCUGCGCUUCAUCAUCUGGAGUAUGCGCAAACUGCUGCCGAGCACCAAGCCGUGGGAGUCGUGGCGAGUGACUUUGGAUUUCAUUUUGGACCACCCGCGAAGGGUCUAUACUAACUUAUUCCCUGCUCGUCAUACGUGGUACCUACUUGCCACUAUUAUCAUCUUAAACGGCAUUGACUGGGCUGCUUUUGAGCUUUUAUCCAUUGGCAACCAAGAGAUCGAAUCUCUUCCGACAGGGUACCGGGUCCUGGAUGGUCUCUUCCAAGCAUUGGCUGUUCGCGCUGGUGGAUUCUAUGUCGUCACAAUUGCCGAUUUGAAGCAAGGCCUUCUUGUUCUUUAUGUUCUGAUGAUGUAUGUCUCUGCAUACCCAGUGCUAGUGACUAUCCGAAACACAAACGUAUACGAAGAACGCUCUCUGGGCAUCUACACUGAAGACGAAACCGAUGAGCCAGCCCACACUAGCCGCACCAAUGUGCUCAUGGAUCUCAUCCGACACCAUAUGGGCCGUCCCAGCGGCUCCGAGUCCUCGCGCGGCUACUUUGUGCACCAGCAACUGCGCUCCCAGCUCAGCCACGAUUUGUGGUGGAUCGCGCUCGCCGUGUUCUUCAUUGCGAUCGCCGAGGCCGACCACUACAACGCGGAUCCUGUCGCCUUCAGCACCUUCAACAUCAUCUUCGAGGUGGUGACCGCGUACGGCUGUGUCGGCGUGAGCGUCGGCUUCCCGGGCAAGAACUACUCAUUCAGUGGCGCAUGGCACCCCAUCAGCAAGUUGAUUCUAGCUGCAGUCAUGCUGCGCGGCCGCCAUCGCGGCCUCCCGGUUGCCAUCGACCAAGCGAUUAUGCUGCCGAGCGACUCGCUGGCCUGGGCCGAGGAAGAAGAUGCUGUGCUGCGGAGACAGAAGACGCGGGCGAAGACUUGGGCGUGA
Messenger RNA from Penicillium macrosclerotiorum, 2076 nucleotides. RefSeq lists its product as uncharacterized. The transcript is spliced from 7 exons. Gene Ontology annotation, biological process: potassium ion import across plasma membrane; intracellular potassium ion homeostasis. Gene Ontology annotation, cellular component: plasma membrane. Lineage: Eukaryota; Fungi; Ascomycota; Eurotiomycetes; Eurotiales; Aspergillaceae. Gene Ontology annotation, molecular function: high-affinity potassium ion transmembrane transporter activity. The record is from RefSeq and is a predicted model, not a curated record. The coding region runs from base 1 to 2076 and encodes 691 amino acids.